Molecule: messenger RNA, 3061 nt
Organism: Hypomesus transpacificus
Lineage: Eukaryota; Metazoa; Chordata; Actinopteri; Osmeriformes; Osmeridae
Gene: fhl3b
Product: four and a half LIM domains 3b
Exons: 7
Coding region: 952-1791 (279 amino acids)
Biological process (GO): actin cytoskeleton organization
Cellular component (GO): nucleus; Z disc; stress fiber
Molecular function (GO): transcription coregulator activity; actin binding
Source: RefSeq, a predicted model, not a curated record
CAGCUCAGAGGAGCGGAAAAUGGACGUCAGAAAUUUGGAAAAAUAUGUCUGUCUAGGCUGUUUAGGAGUCGUGCAGUUUCUCAUGAUGACAGAUAAAAACCUCUUCAGGAGUCGCAAGGAACCGUAAUGGAGACUAUGAAACAAUAACGAGUCAACGGGAAGUUAAUUUUUUACAUUUUUAAACAGGUCUAAUAGCUUAAGCUUUUCAGUUAUGAAUGCUAAUAUAUGGCAGCUGGGUGUAGGCAAAUCAUGUAGCCUACUAACUCAUGUUGUUUAUUUAUUUUCAGAACUCCAAGCAUUAUAGCCCAGCAUUAAAUGGGUCUAAUGGAAUUGCAUUUGAAUGCGUUUGACAACACUGAUAAACUACUAGGCCUAAUAAUUUGACAAUUCGCAUUUUCUUUUAAAUACAUUUAGUUUAUCGUCUAUAUAACUGAGAACCAAAUACGUGACAGUUAUGAGUAGACCUAUUUUUUUUUUACAGCAGAUAUUGCCUCUGUAGUAAAGUGAGGUAAAGGGGCGGUGUUUGGAGAUAGGCCCCCUGCGACUAUGACGGCUCUGUACAUGCGUGUUGAGCUGACUGCCUGGUAGAGCGUCUCAAAACUCCCGGAAAGUUUAAUCGUGCGGACGGUUUUACCAGAGCCUAAAAAGACGAUUUUCGUUUUGCUCGUCUGGCCCGUGUCAGACCAGCUGCUCACAGGUGGAACCAAGAACCUUCAUGAGGAGCAUAGCGCUGGUUCAGGGACCAUGUGACGUGUUUCUGAGUCCCCCCCAGGGGUUGGCCCUCUCGUGACCACAGCCUGGCUCUCUGCUGCUCACCAUCCUGGCCAGCUGCUGACGUAUUCAAAGCCUUUCAAGUCUUUCUUCACCCAGAAGACGGAAAGAAAUGCUCCCUCUCCCCCAGCCAACAUCCCCUUCAGGUUGUGAUCAGUCUCUCCAGGAGCUGAAUCGGCCAUGAGUGAGCCUUUCGACUGUGGGAACUGCAAGGAGUCCCUGUACGGACGCAAAUACAUUCAGCUGGAGGAGGUUCCUCACUGUAUCCCCUGCUACGAUCGCCUGUAUGCUAACACCUGUCAGGAGUGCAAGCAACUCAUCGGACACAAUGCCAGGGAGCUGUUCUACGAGGACAGACACUACCAUGAACACUGUUUCCGGUGUUUCCGCUGCGAACGCUCGCUAGCAGACGAACCCUUCACCAGCCAGGAGGAGGCGCUGGUCUGCAACGACUGCUACUGCAAUGAGUUCUCCUCUAAAUGCGUGGCCUGCGACAAGACCGUCAUGCCAGGCUCCAGGAAGCUUGAGUACGGAGGAUCCACCUGGCAUGAGGACUGUUUCCUGUGUCACGGCUGUGAGAAGCCGAUCGGUGCCCAGGCCUUCAUCCCAGACAAGGACUUCUACUACUGCGUCCCCUGCUACGAGGGCAGGUUUGCCCCGCGAUGCACACACUGCAAGAAGACCCUGGCUCAGGGAGGGGUGACCUACAAGGACGAGACGUGGCACAAGGAGUGUUUCCUGUGUACAGGGUGCCAGAUACCUCUGGCGGGACAACCCUUCACCUCCCAGGGAGACAGCCCCUACUGCGUCAAGUGCUUCAGCAACCUGUACGCACAGAAGUGUGCCUUCUGCAACACCGCCAUCACAGGGUUCGGGGAAGGGAAGUACGUGUCGUUCCAGGAGCGUCAGUGGCACCAGCCCUGCUUCAAGUGUUCUCGCUGCUCCGUGUCGCUGGUGGGCGCCGGUUUCUUCCCCGACCGAGAUCUCAUCCUCUGUAAAGACUGCAACAGCGACGAAUGAGCUUCGCCCUUCACUUCCAGGAGCCACGGCUGACCAAUCAGAUGCAGUGUUUCAUGACCAGACCUAAACAGCCUCUAACCCUUUAACCCCACGUGUAUUCUACCGAUGACCCUCGAGUACCCUAGAGUAUACAAUCACAGUGGAAUAUUUUUGUAUUGCAUGCAUGUCUUUGUUGUUGACUGUGUGUUUCAAACAAAGCUUAUUGAAAUGUAUGUACAGUCUAAAUGCAGCAAACGGUAGAUAUCUUAUAGCCACUACAUGUAUAAUUUCAUCAUAUAUUUAUAAUGUUUAUCUUGUGCUCUUGCUAAAAAAAUCUUGCUUGACUUAUAGGAAUCAAGCGGUCACAUGUUAUUUGUAAAGCUCUUCUUUUUUUUUUUACAAGCUCAUGCCCAGAGAUAUAUGAGGAAAACUCAGAGAGAAGUGUACCUGAGAAGAUAAAGGAGAAGAAGACGCCAGACCAGGUCUUCUUUAGACAGGUCUUCAGACAGGUCUUCAGACAGGUCUUCAGACAGGUCUUCUUCAGACAGGUCUUCAGACAGGUGGUGAGCCAGGUGUGGUCUGUGUUUAUGGUCUCUUCAGAAGGAUUUCAAACAGACAGAGCAUCAAAGGAGAAGGUAAUAUAGGUGAUGCCAACGUGUGUCAUUACCUAGUAGACGUUAGGUAUAUGCACAGUUUGUACAAUAUGAUUUUGCAAGUACACAAAAGUAUAUUUUAUUCCAAAACAAAAAAAUUCACAUUUGUGUAAUUUGGUAAUGAGAGCUUUUAUGUCACUAUAACACAAUUGUUGUGCCUUUUUUACUGUAACAAUGUUAUUUGUAUUACCAGUAAUAAGAUAAUUGUAUGUUAUAAUUGUUACAAUCUGCACUUUUGCAUGAAAUAAAGAUAUGAUCUUAAAUCUGAAUAUUGUGCCAUUAAGGAUGAAUGUACAAUGUUAACAAAAAGUCCACAAUAGUAAAAUAACAGUUCCAGGAUUUGCUUGUUAGGUAACUUACUUCCUGUAUAUAUUGCAACCAAUAGUAAUACUAUUUAAAGCAGACAUUAACUUAUUAACUAACUUUGACCUGUUACCAUUCUAAAGUUUGUGAUCGUGCAGCUUUCACAGCAGCAUUGCUAGGCUGCUGUGAUCAUGUGACUUUCCCCUGAAAUCCAGUGAGAAACAACAUUGACCAGAACAAACACUUUCACUGUCAACAAAGUGAAGCACAGCAAGAUGUCACCAACAUCUGCAUCUUGAACUGAAUAAUUGUUGUUCUGUUUGUUGGUGUUGCAA